Messenger RNA from Trachymyrmex septentrionalis, 481 nucleotides. It is a transcript of the gene Sdhaf3, whose product is annotated as succinate dehydrogenase assembly factor 3, mitochondrial. The transcript is spliced from 2 exons. Bases 113 to 466 code for a protein of 117 amino acids. The record is from RefSeq and is a predicted model, not a curated record. Gene Ontology annotation, biological process: succinate metabolic process; mitochondrial respiratory chain complex II assembly. NCBI's taxonomy places the organism in Eukaryota, Metazoa, Arthropoda, Insecta, Hymenoptera, Formicidae. Gene Ontology annotation, cellular component: mitochondrion; mitochondrial intermembrane space.
CGACAAUGGUGAGAAAUCAGGUAGUACAAUUAACAAUAGAAUAAAUAGCGGGAUCGAUGAUAAUUGACAAAUAUAGCAGCGCUGUGUCCGCAAGCGCGUGCAUCACACGGUCAUGGGCUCCCGGACGCACGUGCAGCGCGUCCGGAUGCUGUACAAGACAAUUUUGAGGUUACAUCGCGGUCUACCGGCCGAGGUCCGACCCUUGGGCGAUGGUUACGUUCGCGAUGAGUUCCGGAGGCAUAAGGAAUGCGCCGAGAGCGAGGCGAUCACCUUUCUCCACGAAUGGACUAAUUACGCAGUGUCUCUCGCCGAGCAGCUUGGGUUGAGAGGUCCUCAUACGGCAAAACCAUUAGGGCGAUAUCUGAAGGAAGAAGAUAUCGUGAAGCUGCGAGACGAACAAGUGUGCCAGCUGUAUGAGCUGAUGAUCGCGGCGACGGGGAAGCCGAAGGACGCGAAGAAAACAUAGCUACGUGGCUGUGUC